This is a messenger RNA of Acanthopagrus latus (yellowfin seabream), 2347 nucleotides long. RefSeq names its product kelch-like family member 7 (gene klhl7). Gene Ontology annotation, biological process: protein ubiquitination. The transcript is spliced from 12 exons. NCBI's taxonomy places the organism in Eukaryota, Metazoa, Chordata, Actinopteri, Spariformes, Sparidae. The record is from RefSeq and is a predicted model, not a curated record. Bases 30 to 1865 code for a protein of 611 amino acids. Gene Ontology annotation, molecular function: protein binding. Gene Ontology annotation, cellular component: Cul3-RING ubiquitin ligase complex.
GUGUCAGCCGAACCGAACCGGGGGCCGACAUGACGGGGGUGGCUUCUCCAGAGAAGGCGCCAGGCUCCAAGAAGAAGAGCGAGAGGAAGUGUGCCACCAAAGAGGAGUACAGACAGCUGUCCAGCAUCAUGGGAGUCAUGAACAACCUGAGGAAACAGGGCACCCUCUGUGAUGUGACCCUGGUGGUUCAGGGGAGACACCUUCCGGCCCACAGGGUGGUGCUGGCUGCUGCCAGCCACUUCUUCAGCCUCAUGUUCACCACCAGAAUGAUGGAGUCAAUGUCCCAUGAGGUGGAGCUCAGGAAUGCUGAGCCUGAGAUCAUCGAGCUGUUGAUUGAAUUCAUCUACACAGCUCGGAUCUCUGUGAACAGCAGUAACGUUCAGUCGCUGCUCGAUGCAGCCAACCAGUACCAGAUUGAGCCAGUGAAAAAGAUGUGUGUGGAGUUCCUCAAAGGACAAAUUGAUGCAACAAACUGCCUCGGUAUCUCCUCCCUGGCAGACUGUAUGGACUGUCCUGAGCUGAAGGCGGCAGCAGAGGACUUCUUCCAGCUGCACUUCACUGAAGUCUACAAACUGGAUGAGUUUCUGCAACUGGAUGUCACACAGCUCACACAUCUACUGCACCAGGACAAGCUCACUGUCCGUGCUGAGGCCCAGAUUUAUGACGCAGCAGUGCGCUGGCUCAAGUACGACGUGUGUAACCGACAACAGUACAUGGUGGAGGUGUUGGGGUGCGUUCGCUUUCCUCUGGUCUCCAAAACCUUCCUCUCCAAGACGGUGCAGGCUGAACCCCUCAUCCAGGAAAACCCGCAGUGCCUGAAGAUGGUCAUAAGUGGGAUGCGUUACCACCUGCUGUCCCUGGAGGAUCGGGAGGAUUUAGGAGAGAGCAGCCGACCUCGACGCAAGAAGCACGACUACCGCAUCGCUCUGUUUGGGGGCUCUCAGCCUCAGUCCUGUCGCUAUUUCAACCCCAAGGACUCCACUUGGACAGACAUCCGCUGCCCGUUUGAGAAGCGCCGGGAUGCCACAGCUGUCUUCUGGGACAAUGUAGUCUACAUCCUGGGUGGCUCACAGCUCUUUCCUAUCAAGCGCAUGGAUUGCUACAACGUUCUGAAGGACAGCUGGUACUCCAAGCUUGGUCCACCCACGCCUCGCGACAGCCUGGCAGCCUGUGCCGCCCAGGGCAGGAUCUAUACAUCCGGGGGGUCGGAAGUGGGCAGCUCUGCACUUGACCUGUUCGAGUGCUACGACACUAGAACAGAGUCGUGGCAGGUGAAGACCAGCAUGCUGUUGGCGCGCUGCAGUCACGGCUCGGUGGAGGCAAACGGGCUCAUCUACGUCUGCGGAGGGACGGUGGGCAACAAUUUGUCUGGCAGGGUCCUCAACAACUGUGAGGUGUACGACCCCAACACACAACAGUGGAGGGAGUUGUGUGGGAUGAGAGAGGGCAGGAAGAACCAUGGGCUGGUGGUGGUUAACAACAGGAUCUAUGCUGUUGGAGGGCAGGGGGCAAUGGGUGGACUGGACUCAGUGGAGUACUAUGACAUUGCCAGUAAUGAGUGGCGUGCUGCAGCGGCGAUGCCAUGGCGAGGCAUAACAGUGAAGUGUGCAGCAGUCGGUGAUGUCAUCUAUGUGCUGGCAGGGUUCCAAGGUGUGGGGCGGCUCGGACACACCCUGGAGUACCACACUGAUACUGACAGGUGGGUGACCUGCAGCAAAGUGCGAGCGUUUCCCGUCACCAGCUGCCUGAUCUGCGUGGUCGACACGUGCGGAGUCAACGAAGACGAAGACAUGGACCUCAUAGACUCUCAGUCACAUCCGGCAUCUGCUGCCUCGUCAUCUGCCUCAGCCUCAUCAUCCUCAUAGGACAAGAGGCAGAUUCAGUGUGUAUUAAGUUUGGACGUUUGACGUUUUGACCUCUGAAUCAGGCCUCCGGGCAACUGCAGAACUGAUUUUCAUGAAACGUGGCCUGACAGCUGAGAACGAGUUGCUAAUGAGGAAACAAACUGUUGUUUUGUUGUUGUGCUUUUUUAUGUCCAGCGGUCACAGAAACUGUUUGCUGUGUCAGAGCUGUAGGUCUUUAUUUUUAAAGUGCCAUUGGGACACUAUCCACAAAUGUAUGUUAUAAAGGGACUUUGGGUGACAGAGGAUUGUUGGUUUAGAUAAUAAAAAAUAGUAUAGUCUGUGUAUUAAUUGCUGUUAGAGAUUGUAGAUAUACUGCAGUCAUGUAUAGUUAAAUGUUGUUUGUGUGUAUAUAUUUAAUGAGAGAAGCUGAAUGAGAGAGUAAACGUUUUAUUCUCAGCCAUGUUACAGAUAAAAACAAGCUCAACAUGAUCAUUUUAAAAACA